Molecule: messenger RNA, 703 nt
Organism: Brassica rapa (field mustard)
Lineage: Eukaryota; Viridiplantae; Streptophyta; Magnoliopsida; Brassicales; Brassicaceae
Product: photosystem II 10 kDa polypeptide, chloroplastic-like
Biological process (GO): photosynthesis
Cellular component (GO): thylakoid membrane; photosystem II oxygen evolving complex; photosystem II
Source: RefSeq, a predicted model, not a curated record
CACAACAUCCGCCACGUGUCAUAACCACAAUCACUUAUCGCAUUUCUAUCUCCUCUCAUAUUACAAGACCACACACAAGCACUUGGCGAGAAACAGAGAGAAGAAAUGGCUGCUUCAGUGAUGCUAUCAUCGGUGACGUUGAAACCGGCGGGUUUCACGGUGGAGAAGAUGUCAGCGAGAGGAUUGCCGUCGCUCACAAGAACUUCAUUCAAAAUCGUCGCGAGCGGUGUCAAGAAGAUCAAGACCGACAAGCCCUUUGGAGUUAACGGCAGCAUGGACUUGAGGGACGGCGUCGACGCCUCCGGCAGAAAGGGCAAGGGAUACGGUGUUUACAAGUUCGUUGACAAGUAUGGAGCUAACGUCGAUGGAUACAGUCCUAUCUACAACGAGGAGGAGUGGUCACCAGGUGGUGAUGUGUACAAGGGAGGAGUCACUGGAUUGGCUAUUUGGGCGGUAACACUCGCCGGAAUUCUCGCCGGAGGAGCUCUUCUUGUGUACAACACAAGUGCUUUGGCUCAGUAAAAAAAUCUUCAAAACAUCAUCAUGUUUCUCUAUAUGUUUUGUGUUUAUUGUUUCUCUUCUCUGUACUGCUCUGAACAUACACUUUGAAUUUUAUAAAGAACUCUAGUAGUGUUUGUGUAAUAUCCAUCUGGUGUACAAAAACAAGAAGUUGAAUACAGUUUUAUAGACUGAACCAUUUGGA